GCAGGAAGUCAGUGGGCGGUGCCGCGGCUGGCUUGGUUCGGUGUCUGCCGCUGUUCCGCGGCUCGGGGCCCGGCAUGUCGGCCGGCGACCUGGAGAACGACGAGCGCACGGCGGGCGCGAUCGCGGAGCUGGUGAGCACGGCCUGCGCCUUCCGGCUGCCGCGCGCCCCGGAGGUGCCCUUCCGCCGCGUCUCAGUGGUCUUCGGGGAACACUCCUACCUGGCGACCGUCUCCGGGCAGAAGCUCUUCGUGGUGAAGCGGCUCAACAGCGUCCCGGAGCCCGUGAUUGUGUGAACGGGCCGACGGGCCACUUCGUGUCCGGGGCGAGGGCGUGGCGCCGAAUGGCGGACAAUAAAGCCGAUUUGAAAAUGUGGCCGGGAGCCUGACCUGCAGCUGCUGCUUUGCCACUCUCCGGCUUCCGGAGGGCUUGUCACACUGCAAGGCCGGAGGCCGAGCAGCCCCCACCUCCCUCCUCGGAAGGUCCUGGGCCCGGUCUGUGGCCAGGACCUUCUUCCUUUCUCCCUCCUCCCUCAACCCUCCAAUAACUGCCUCCUUCCAGAGCAACCACAAAAUCAAGUGCAGGCACAUUAGUUAAGCAGUACCUGUUCCCCCCGCCCCCCCCCCCAAGAAAAAGCAGGAAGGGGAGUGAUGGAAAUCCCAAGUUCACAAGCUCAGGAUGAGGUGGCCUUACAGUUGCACACUUUUCAUUUCCAGAAAACACGUCAAUAUGCUUUAUCAUUCCUGGCCAGAAAAGCCUGAUGCAGCCAUGAUUACCUCCCAGGCCACCCCUUCCCUGCUGCUUGUUCCCACUUUGGGGGAGUCGGCCCAGUCCUGCACAAAUGCCUGGCCUGUUGUCGAAAGAUGCUAAAGUAUUUCACACUCUCUGAUCAUCCCGACAAGAUGCUUCAAUAGGAAUUGGCUUGUGGAGGAGCAUCUGCCAAACAUUUCACAUGCCGCUUGCUGUUCCAAGGGGGAGCAAAGCUGCAAUGAAACCA
Candoia aspera is the source of this 994-nucleotide messenger RNA. RefSeq names its product late endosomal/lysosomal adaptor, MAPK and MTOR activator 4 (gene LAMTOR4). Gene Ontology annotation, cellular component: lysosome; Ragulator complex. The coding region runs from base 75 to 293 and encodes 72 amino acids. Gene Ontology annotation, biological process: positive regulation of TOR signaling; cellular response to amino acid stimulus. Gene Ontology annotation, molecular function: guanyl-nucleotide exchange factor activity. Lineage: Eukaryota; Metazoa; Chordata; Lepidosauria; Squamata; Candoiidae. The record is from RefSeq and is a predicted model, not a curated record. The transcript has 3 exons.